UGUGCUGACCGGACCCGCAGUUCGUAAUACAUUAUGCGAGCUGCGUGUGAAUAGAACUUAAUUUAGAAGCGAAAGUGGAAACAUUUAUGUCGAAAAAGCAAUGUUCCGCAUUCGAAAGUGGUAUUUGUACAAACACAGUACUGGUUCACCGGCCGAUUUGUCCAAUAGGUAGCGAGAAAAUGCAGUUAAUCAAAUCAACUGUCUACCUAACACUGUUUAUUAUUAGCGUUGAAAUGUUGGGAUGGAACAAAAGCAAAGUGCAAUCACCGUGUAGUAAAAAUAGCAAUAAAUUGCUAUCCAUAUUGAAUAUACUGUGCAAUAACACACAGACGACAUCGAUUCAACAGCGAGAUGCAUGCUAUGGAUGUUUUUUUCGAGCAGGAAAUCUACCACCGGGUAACGUACAGUUGGUGUCAUUGAGUCAGUGCGCCACAAUUUACUUAAACAACACCACAUAUCAACAGUGUGCUGCACAAUUACAGAAUGUUGUUAACGGCUUCCGACCGACACCCGUUUCCUCAACAACUAUAUGCUACACCGGCUAUUGCGAAUUCGUACGUUGCAUUCGGAUGAUCAAUGCAAAUAAUCUGAUCGAUAGCUGUUUUAUGCUCAAUUUAGUCAACCGUGACUUUACGAAUCCCGUAUCACGACAAGCGUUCUACACAAACACGACCAGUUGCAUAUUGGCGAGAGCACGUUGUAAUGCUUACAACCCUAUUACUGGCGAACUACAGCAGCAACAACGUUUCUCGUCACAGAAUUAUUUAUUCAAUUCGUUGCAAGUGGCACCGAAUGGCGAUUUGCGCAUCGUUUCAUUUCCAGGUACAACUGGGGUUGCAGAAUUCUUUUGUUCGACACGAUCGUCAUUGGAACAGGCUACAUAUGGUGAUGCGGUUUGUUAAAUAAAUAUUAUUUGUU
Messenger RNA from Bradysia coprophila, 918 nucleotides. RefSeq lists its product as uncharacterized. Lineage: Eukaryota; Metazoa; Arthropoda; Insecta; Diptera; Sciaridae. The record is from RefSeq and is a predicted model, not a curated record.